ACUCGCAUUCACUUCCGGUUUCUCCCGGAAGGAGGACAGAAGAAAGAGGAGGAGCAUGUUUUACAUGUUUACCUGGCGAAAAUCCAGACUUUAGCCGGGAUUGGGAGAUGUAAGACACUGUCUCACAAGAUGGGAGACUUACAGGAACUGUCUUCCAUCAAGGAAACGAUCUUACAGGCCAGGGAACAUGUGCAACAACUUGAAGACAGGCUGAAGCUCCUUGGGUUGGCCAAAACUCAGGUUGAGAGUUCUGCCCAUGAAGCCAAGUCUACAGUGGAGAAACACUUCCAAGAGCUGAAGGAGGCCAUCUGCAGUGCAAUAGAUACCAGACAGAGGGAGCUGCUGGACAGAGUAGAAGAGAUUGAGGGCGAAUCAUUGGAGCCACUCAGGGAAUGUGAAGACGUUGUGAAGAAUUCCAUCAUAGAGGAUUUAACUGUGAUAGAAGAAGGAGAAAAGCUAGUAGAAGCCAGUGAAGUUGUAGCAGCUUCGGAGUUGAAGUCAUUCUGUGACAGGAACAAUAGCAGAUCACUGAACAGCUUGCCAGAGGUGCCCCCAUUGUCAGAGGUCCCCUGUAUACUGUUGGCUGGCCUGGACCCAGCCUGUAUCACUGAACUGCCAGAGGAGAUAGGGAGUGACGGCUAUGUCCUGGCCCAUGCACCAGUGCAAAUAGAGGAACUACGGGAAAGGCCAGGAGGAGUUCUAGCAUCAUGGUAUGAGAUAGAAGACGAUGACAUUCCAGAGAAGCAGUCGCCAGCGGAGUACAGACUGCAGUACUGCUGCGGGAGGGUGGACAGGGUCACCAUGAACACGACAAAGUUCCGCGAAGCGUACCAGGGCUCAGACACCUGCUGCACUGUCAAACACCUGAAGUUAAACGUGGACUACAGUUUCAGAGUGUGCUGCAAGAUGGUCCGUGGCUGGUCUCCAUGGAGCAUUCCACAGGUUGCUAGGACAACCUUACUGCAGCAUGAGUGGGAAGUAGCCGAGGAUUCUGGGUACACCCUGGGUAACGGGAACACCACCCUGACCAGAACGUCUCCCAACGCUGCCAUCAGCGUGCUGCACUCCAGUAAGAGCAGUCUGCUGUGUGGAGACAUGGUCACCUUCAAGGUCAAUGGAACGGGAAAAACUCACCGUGGUGAUGGCCUUGGACUUGUACUAGUACAAGAGGAGGACUCCAUUCUACAGCGUAUCGGUGCAGUGUGCGUAGGUUCCACGGGCGUAGUCCACGUCAACGGCAAAGAAAUGACCAAUCAGCUUCCAGCACUCGCUAAGGGCACCACUGUGACCUUCGACACCAGUAAGGUCCCCAGCGACCCCAAGAAGUUGCGGGUGUCGAUCACGGUGGCCGACAGACAGGUCACGUGUGAAUGGGUACCCGGUGGGGACCUUGGCGAUCACUUGUAUUUCGCAGCCUGCUUCGUACAUAAGGGCUGGGAAAUCACUGUAGAAUGAUUACUAUAGAAAAUAUUGCUGGUUGCUUUGCAUUUGGAAUGCCACUAGAUAUCAAAAGUGGCCAUCUCAUUGGACUUCAGCAAUUUCCAAAAUGCAUUUGAAAGUGGUACAAACUAGUGUAAAUUGCACCAAUUUGUUUUCUGAAAGUGCUAUUUUUUUUUAAAUCUCUAAAAAUGUGCAUUUGGCAAAGUGGCAAUACUGUAAUUUUCAAUAAAGUUAUCUUUUCAAUAAAGUUAUCUAGUUAUAUUGAAAAUGUGACAUUCCUGGAUGCAGCCAUUUUCUUGGCUCAUGUGGCCAUCAUACAGAAAUACAUCGGGCAUCAGUGUGAUCGUAUUAAGGAAAUUUCGCGCAAAUUCCCAAAGUUGACGCAAUUUCCUAACGCAAUUUGGCAUAGCCCAAUGAGACAACCGCUUUACUUCCAACAAAUUUUGGAGGGCAAAUAUCUCUAUAGUCAUCAAUGCUAUAGUUUAAGGUAGAUGCUGCAAUGUAAAGUGAAAUAUCCUGUUUGAAAUGACUGUGAAACUUCAGUGUAAUAAGCAAGGAAUUGUACAACUUCCAAUAUUGUGCACCAGCAGUUUUAUUCAAAAUUUCCAAAUCCGAAGUAACCAGUGUUAUGAAGUGCUAGUUCACUGUUAUUUGCGUGGUAACCUAUAUCCGUUGUUCUAAAAACAGUGUAUAUGGGGUUAUCUAUUGAUAGACUGACAGUGGUUCCAAACUGCAUUAUUUUGAUUUCUAAC
Branchiostoma floridae (Florida lancelet) is the source of this 2192-nucleotide messenger RNA. RefSeq names its product cytokine receptor-like factor 3. The coding region runs from base 130 to 1455 and encodes 441 amino acids. Lineage: Eukaryota; Metazoa; Chordata; Leptocardii; Amphioxiformes; Branchiostomatidae. The record is from RefSeq and is a predicted model, not a curated record. The transcript is spliced from 8 exons. Gene Ontology annotation, molecular function: protein binding.